Messenger RNA from Arachis ipaensis, 390 nucleotides. RefSeq lists its product as uncharacterized. NCBI's taxonomy places the organism in Eukaryota, Viridiplantae, Streptophyta, Magnoliopsida, Fabales, Fabaceae. The record is from RefSeq and is a predicted model, not a curated record. Gene Ontology annotation, molecular function: nucleic acid binding. Gene Ontology annotation, biological process: DNA integration.
AUGGGCGAUCUCAAGAUAAAACACCAAUUUAUAUCGGUGGAGCACCCUCAGGCUAAUGGACAACUCGAAGCCGCAAAUAAAGUCAUACUAGCCGGGUUAAAACUCCGACUACAAGGCGCAAAGGCAUCAUGGGCAGAUGAACUUUCCCAAGUCUUAUGGGUAGAUGAACUUCCCCAAGUCCUAUGGGCAGGUGAACUUUUCCAAGUCUUAUGGGCAUAUCGAACAACUCCUCAUUCCACAACAGGGGAGUCACCUUUUCGACUUGCUUAUGGAAUGGAAGCCAUGAUUCUUAUAGAAAUUACUGAAGAAUCACUAAGGGUUAUGUUCUACAAUGAAGGGGUCAAUAACCAAACCCAAAAGGAAGAGCUCGACCUCCUCCCAGAAGUCUGA